This is a messenger RNA of Anopheles coustani, 1083 nucleotides long. RefSeq names its product phospholipase A1 VesT1.02-like. Gene Ontology annotation, molecular function: lipase activity. Bases 1 to 1083 code for a protein of 360 amino acids. Gene Ontology annotation, biological process: lipid metabolic process. The record is from RefSeq and is a predicted model, not a curated record. Lineage: Eukaryota; Metazoa; Arthropoda; Insecta; Diptera; Culicidae. The transcript has a single exon.
AUGGGUGUAAAGAGUUGUCUAGUGUUGAUGUUGCUAAUAGGAGUCGCGGUUGAGAGUGGAACCGUUGGUAGUGCCUUCGAGCAGCUGCUUGAGCAGGAACCUGAGGAUUCCGCUGAGUGGAUCCGAAUCCCGACGGAAGUUGGCGAAUGGAUCUGGACCCAUCGACGGUCGAUUGAAGCGUUGUUGAAACGACGUGAACUUCGGGUGAAGCAAAGUGAAGUGGAGUUUGUGUUGUACACUCGAGACGACGACGAUGACGCCGGCCAACGGUUGGGGCCGUUCACGGAAGAGUACGACUUCGAAGGGACCAACUUCCGACCCGAGCGACCGACGAGAGUUAUCGUGCAUGGGUGGUUGAAUAACAAGAACUCACCGUUUGUGGAGCAGCUCCGGCACGCUUACAUUCGCCGGUGGGACUAUAACGUGAUUGUGGUUGAUUGGUCCAGCUGUGCGAAGCUGUGGAACUACAUCCGAGCAGUGAAGUGUGUCCCGGUGGUGGGCAAGUCGUUGGCAUUUCUACUGGACGAGUUACACCGACGGCGAGAGCUUCAGCUGGAAAAUGUGUAUAUCGUUGGACACAGUCUAGGGGCGCACGUUGCGGGGAUUGCUGGCAAGCGGGUUCAGUAUGGUCCGAUACACACCAUCGUCGCGCUCGAUCCAGCGUUGCCACUGUUCUCGAUGCACGCACCCGAGAAUCGAAUCAACGCUCAGGAUGCCCGGUACGUCGAGGUGUGGCACACCAACGGAGGUUGGUUUGGGUUCCUGCGACCGAUCGGGACGGCUGAUUUCUAUCCAAACGGUGGCACACACCAACCCGGAUGUGGACUGCCGAUGGCCGGUCUCUGCUCACAUACGCGCGCCUGGGAACUGUUCGUGGAGUCGCUGGUGGAACCGGAGGAGAACCUUCUCGCUUACCGGGUGGAUUCACUCGAGGAGAUAAACAACUCGGCUUUGCAGAAGGACGUCGGUGUCACCCCGUUUGGGCAACGGGUGAAAAUGGGUGGCGAACCAUCGAGUGCGGGAUCGGCGCGUGGACUCUACUUCAUCAACACACGCGAUAGAAGCCCAUUCUUCCAGCGAUAG